AUGGAGAAACACACAGAUAUACAACUAUUAAAAAUAAAGAGUUCUAUUUCUCUAGAUGAAAAUAGUUCUCCAGUCCCAAUAGAUACAAAGGAAAUAAAAAAAAAAUCCCAAAAAAAAAAAGAAAAAAAGAUUAAAUAUAAAUCCCGAGUUAAAUGGACACAACAAGAAAUAAAACUAUUGAUAGAUGGAAUAAAUAAUUAUGGAUUAUCUAACUGGUCAAAAAUUAUACAUUCGUAUAGUUUCCCAGAAUAUAGGUUUUUUUAUUUAAAAAAAAAAGAAAAAAGAAAUUAUGUUUAG
Messenger RNA from Plasmodium relictum, 297 nucleotides. It is a transcript of the gene TRF1, whose product is annotated as telomeric repeat binding factor 1, putative. The record is from RefSeq and is a predicted model, not a curated record. The transcript is spliced from 5 exons. Lineage: Eukaryota; Apicomplexa; Aconoidasida; Haemosporida; Plasmodiidae. Bases 1 to 297 code for a protein of 98 amino acids.